This is a messenger RNA of Linum tenue, 1844 nucleotides long. NCBI's taxonomy places the organism in Eukaryota, Viridiplantae, Streptophyta, Magnoliopsida, Malpighiales, Linaceae. The record is from the annotation of a GenBank genome assembly.
AGAAAAAGGGAAAAGUAGGGCAAGAGGAGAAAAUAGCGUGUCUUGUCUCGUCUCCCUCGGAUCGGAUUGGGACUCCAUUGCUAAUAGUUUGGGAAAUGUUUGACGUUAACUUCCAUUCCCACAUCGGAUUGGGACUCAAUUUGACUAUCUCUUCCGUCUCCUCUCUCUCCCCUCGUAGUCGCCGCCGUCGCCGCCGGCCUCCGCCACGAUAUCGCCGCCUCUAAAUUUAAUGCAGAGCUAACCCCUCCGUCCUCCUAACGGUAAAGGGAGGGGAACGAGCUCUCUUUCUUCUCCUCGUGCCUUAUAUAUACUCUAAAAAAAUUUCGCCUGUUUUCUCGCCGCCGGUAGCCAUGGAUGCAAUGAUACAAAAGCUCCGGAAUUUCGACGCUUAUCCAAAGAUUAACGAGGAUUUCUACAGCCGGACACUCUCUGGCGGCGUUAUUACCCUCGUUUCUUCUCUUGUCAUGUUUUUCCUCUUCAUCUCCGAGUUCAGGUUGUACCUACAUACGGUAACUGAGACGAAGCUUCUGGUUGAUACGGCAAGGGGCGAGACACUGCGGAUCAAUUUUGAUGUUACCUUCCCAGCCAUUCCGUGCUCGCUGCUCAGCCUUGAUGCCAUGGAUAUAAGCGGAGAAAAACAUUUUGACAUCAGGCAUGAUAUAACCAAGAAACGAAUUAAUGCCCAUGGUCAUGUUAUUGAAGCCAAGCAGAGUGGCAUUGGUGCACCAACGAUUGAGAAGCCCUUGCAGAAGCAUGGUGCCAGACUUGAACAUGGUGAAACUUAUUGUGGCUCAUGUUACGGCGCAGAUACAGCAGAUGAUCAUUGUUGUAACACAUGUGAAGAAGUUCAAGAAGCAUACAGGAAAAAAGGAUGGGCACUUACAAAUGCAGAUAUGCUUGACCAGUGCAAAAGGGAAGGAUUUAUCCAGCAGGUCAAGGAGGAAGUAGGUGAAGGAUGCAAUAUUCAUGGGUCUUUGGAAGUGAACAAAGUAGCAGGGAAUUUUCACUUCAUACCUGGGAAAAGUUUCCAUCAGUCUAAUAUUUUUAUCCACGAUUUACUGGCCUUUGAAAAGGAUAGUUAUAAUGUGAGUCACAGUAUCAAUAGCCUUGCUUUUGGAGACUAUUUUCCUGGUGUAGUCAACCCCCUUGACAGGGUACAGUGGACGCAUGACUCUCCAAAUGGCAUGCAUCAGUAUUUCAUCAAGUGUGGAAUGGACGAGAUAAUUAUCAUCAUCUCGUUAUUGCAGGUGGUUCCAACAGUAUACACCAACACCAGAGGGCACACUAUACGCUCGAAUCAGUAUUCUGUUACGGAGCAUAUGAGGCAUGUAGACUUCAUCCGUGCCAACUCUUUCCCCGGAGUAUUCUUCUUCUAUGAACUGUCUCCUAUCAAGGUCGUCUAUAAAGAGGAGCACAUUUCGUUUUUACACUUCUUGACCAAUAUCUGUGCAGUAAUAGGAGGUAUCUUCACCGUGGCAGGGAUAGUCGACUCAUUUGUCUACCAUGGCAAAAAGGCAAUCAAGAAAAAGGUGGAAAUUGGCAAGUUCAGAUGAUUUCCUUCGUUCUUUAGUCCUUUUCCUUCCUCCCCUGUAUGCUGUUGGAUCGAGGGUUAGUUACUUUGGCAAGGAUGGUGCACCAAAAUAGUUGAUUCCCACCUUCCACAACGUGUUGUAUUAUUUCAGAGAACACUUUUAUUCUGGUAGAAGGGGUAAACGGUAAUUUAUUGUUGGGUCUAACGGGUCUAAAGAAGAAAUCAACUAUUUGUUUCAUGUUAGGGUUAAUAGAAUAUAUUGUGUUUCUAUUAUGAAUUUUUCUCUUGAUAAAAAAAUGUCACCUUAACAAUA